Molecule: messenger RNA, 1389 nt
Organism: Protopterus annectens (West African lungfish)
Lineage: Eukaryota; Metazoa; Chordata; Ceratodontiformes; Protopteridae
Product: vomeronasal type-2 receptor 116-like
Exons: 6
Biological process (GO): G protein-coupled receptor signaling pathway
Cellular component (GO): membrane
Molecular function (GO): G protein-coupled receptor activity
Source: RefSeq, a predicted model, not a curated record
AUGUCAUCCAGUCUAGCUGAUAGACCUGCUAUCAGUGAAGUUAAGUCAGUGUCCAUAGCAGUGCUGCCAGUUGCCAUUAAUACAACUGUUAGACAACUGCUAACAACUACCGAUGCAAACCGUUAUAUUCUUGAGGUGCUGCAUUAUGUGAGAAAUGCACAUUUCCUAACAAACACAGGAGGAGACAUCUAUUUUGAUGAAAAUGGUGAUGCAGUCACUUUUUAUGACAUCACUAAUGUGCAGGUCUUUCCAGAUGAAAGUUACAAGUUUGAAAAAGUUGGCAAAAUUGAUCCAAGAGUAUCCAGAGGUGAGGAUAUCAAGAUCAACAUCAGCAGAAUAUUGUGGAAUGAACGAUACACUCAGAUUCCUCGUUCAGUCUGCAGUGAAAGCUGCUCUCCAGGUCACAGGCGCAUAGCUAUAGAGGGACAGCCAAUCUGUUGCUUCAGCUGUGUUCCUUGCUCCAAGGGAGAGAUUGCAAAUGAAACAAAUUCGAAUAUCUGCUUGAAAUGCUCUGAUGAUCAGUGGUCAAAUGAAAGACAUGAUGAAUGCAUCCUAAGGGAUUAUGAAUUCUUGGCUUAUGAGGACCCGCUAGGCACAUCACUAAUGGUCAUAGCAGUCAUAUUUUGUUUGUUGACAGCUUCCAUCUUAUGCAUCUUUAUGAAGCACAGGGACACGCCAAUUGUUAAAGCUAAUAACCGUGGCCUCAGCUACCUCCUGCUAUUGGCUCUCAUGUUCUGUUUCCUUUGCUCCUUGCUGUUUAUUGGAUAUCCAAGAGAAAUAACAUGUAUGCUCAGACAGACUGUAUUUGGUAUCAUCUUUUCCAUUAGUGUCUCUUCAGUUCUGGCUAAAACUGUCACUGUAGUCAUUGCUUUCAAAGCAACACACCCCAACAGCAGACUAAGAUAUUGGGUCGGGUCUACAAUAUCAACCUACAUUGUAAUCAUCUGUUCCUUAAUCCAAGUUCUUCUGUGCAUCAUUUGGUUAUUGGCUUCCUCACCAUUCCCAGAAUUUAACACAAGAUCUCAGAAUACUGUAAUCCUAGUAGAAUGCAAUGAGGGCAUGAGAGUGUUUUUCUAUGCAAUGUUAGGGUACAUGGGCCUGCUGGCAAUAAUUUGCUUGGUUCUGGCUUAUUUGGUUCGAAAUUUGCCUGAUACAUUUAAUGAAGCCAAAUAUAUAUCCUUUAGUAUGCUGGUGUUUAUUAGUGUGUGGUUAUCCUUUAUCCCAGCAUACCUCAGCACACAGGGCAAAUUUAUGGUUGCUGUAGAAAUUUUUGCUAUUUUAUGCUCUAGUUUUGGAUUGCUGAGUUGUAUCUUUUUUAGCAAAUGUUACAUCAUUUUGCUGAAGCCUGAGCAGAACUCCUGCUCUGAGUUACAGCACAAUGACACUAAA